AUGUCGGUGAUGACAAUAUUCGUCAGUUUCGUCAGUCUGAAUCAUCCCGUUGUUCAUAAGUUCCAUGGUCCAACUCCGAUAGCCGCAUACCAACCCAAAGCCUUGGAUCUAUACAUUUGUCGUGAUUUACAUCCUCGACGCCUCCCCGUUGCCUCCUUUGCCAUGAACCCCCAAAAGGAAAUAUUAGGCAAAUCAGAAGGCAAAAAAGAUGCAGAGAAAAAGACAUGA
Messenger RNA from Penicillium crustosum, 228 nucleotides. RefSeq lists its product as uncharacterized. The record is from RefSeq and is a predicted model, not a curated record. Lineage: Eukaryota; Fungi; Ascomycota; Eurotiomycetes; Eurotiales; Aspergillaceae. The transcript is spliced from 2 exons. The coding region runs from base 1 to 228 and encodes 75 amino acids.